CCGCCCGCGGCGGCCGGGAGCCAUUGGGUGGGAUGGGCGAGCGGCUCCCCCGGCGGGCUCGGCAGGCUCCGCGCUCCCCGCCCGCCCCGCGCCGCUCCUCUCCGUUCCGCCGCACCAUGCCGCAGCCCCUCGGGGCCGCCCUGCUGCUGGCGCUGCUGGCGGCGGACUGCUCGCAGGCCGUGCUGCUGCGAGCCCCAGAGGCUGCCCAGUUCCUGCGGCAGAGGCAGCGGCGAGCCUACCAGAUCUUCGAGGAGACCAAGCAAGGGCACCUGGAGAGGGAGUGCGUGGAGGAGCACUGCAGCAAGGAAGAGGCCCGGGAGGUCUUCGAGAACGACCCCGAGACGGAAUAUUUUUACCCGAAAUACUUGGCUUGUAUUCACAAAUAUGGGUCGCCGUAUACAAGAAGUCCAGAUUUCCUUACAUGCGUUCAUAAUUUGCCAAAUCAGUGUUCUCCUGAUCCUUGUUACCAAGAGGGGACUGUCAGAUGUGAAGAUCUCAAGGGGGACUUCUACUGUGAAUGCAAACGUGGCUGGCAGGGAAAAACGUGUGAUAAAGAUAUUGAUGAGUGCAAAGUGCAGCACGGUGGCUGUAACCAGAUCUGCCUCAACAAGCUCGGCAGCUACCGCUGCUCAUGCUACAGUGGUUAUGCUCUUAAAGACAGCAAAACGUGUGAAGACAUAGAUGAGUGUGCAGCAUCGGCAGACAUCUGUGGAGAAGCUCGCUGUAAAAAUCUGAUAAGCUCAUAUGAAUGUGUUUGUGAUGCAGGCUACAGGUAUGAUGAGCAGAGAAAGACUUGUGAUGAUAUAAACGAAUGUGAAGAACGGCUCUGUGAACAGACAUGUGUCAACUUGCCGGGGAGUUACACCUGUCAUUGUGAUGGCAAAGGGGGAGUAAAACUUUCCCAGGACAUGAAUACCUGUGAGAACAUAAUACCAUGUGUGCCUUUUGCUGUUGCAAAAAGUGUUAAAUCCUUAUACCUGGGGAGGAUGUUCAGUGGGACUCCUGUCAUCAGACUGCGCUUUAAAAGGAAACAGCUAACAAGACUUGUGGCUGAGUUCGACUUUAGAACCUUUGAUCCUGAAGGUAUCCUUUUCUUUGCUGGAGGCCAUCGAGACAGCACAUGGGUAGUCUUGGCUUUGCGCAAAGGACGGUUAGAGCUGCAGCUGAAAUACAGCGGGAUAGGCCGUGUGACCAGCAGUGGACCGCUCAUCAACCAUGGCAUGUGGCAGACGAUCUCUGUUGAAGAACUCGACAGAAGUUUGGUUAUAAAGGUCAACAGGGAUGCAGUUAUGAAAAUAGCUGUCUCAGGGGACCUGUUUACCCUAGAUAAAGGACUGUAUCAGCUGAACCUGACAGUAGGAGGCAUUCCCUUCAAAACAAAGGACCUUAUUGUGCCGAUCAACCCUCGGCUGGAUGGCUGCUUGCGGGCAUGGAACUGGCUGAAUGGGGAGGACAGCACUAUCCAAGAGACCAUAAAGAUGAAUGAAAGGAUGCAAUGCUUUUCUGUAGCAGGACGAGGGUCUUUCUAUCCUGGCCGAGGUUUUGCCGUAUUCAAUCUUACUUACAUGCAACCUUCCUCUGGGAAUGAAACCAAGACAAGUUGGAAAAUAGAAGUAAAUGCUGUAAUUCAACCGGCAACAGAUACUGGAGUGAUGCUUGCUCUGGUUACGGAAGAAGCAUCUGUCCCCCUAUCAUUAUCUUUGAUUGAUUAUCACUCCACAAAGAAACUGAAACAACAGUUCGUCAUCUUGGCCGUGGAGAGCACAGUUGUGUCCAGACUGGCAGUAAAUCUCUGCGAUAAGAAGGAGCACUCUGUGGACAUCCUGCUCAAGAAAGACCAGUUAUCCCUGAGGGUAGAUGGGAUGGAAGGAGAGAGAGAGUUAAGCACCUCUGAGUUAGAGGACAGCCUGUCCAUUUUGGAGAGCUCUUUGCAGUCAUCAGUGAAGACAUAUGUGGGAGGACUGCCAGAUGUUAAUGUCACCGCCACUCCGGUCACAGCAUUCUACCACGGCUGCAUGACAGUGAAGCUGAGGAGCAAGGCGCUGGACUUGGACGAGGCACUGUACAAGCACAGCGACAUCACAUCCCACUCUUGCCCUCCAGUUGAGGCGGGUUGGCUCAUUCACCCUGAGCGUAAUGGGAGCACAGAGGCUUGUGAUUGUGAGAGCUCGCCAGGCCAAAUUGCAGCACAGUGAGAAUAUGCAUGUGGGUUUGCUCAGGAGAAGCUGCAGCACCAUAAAGUGCAUUUAGCUUUUAAGCUGUCCUUGUGCAGCUGGGGCAGGCUUUGCCUCGCCUGCCUCGAGACGCUUAAACCUUGCUUUAUUUGGUCCUUGUCUUCUGUCAGGUUAGAGUAACAAACUGAGACAGAGAUGCUGCGAUGGAAAUAAGAAUACUGGGAGGCUAAGGUGACCUGGAGAUUGUGGAUGAGUCUAAUAAUCUGCAUGUGACAACAUCUGUGACCAAGAUGUGGAGAUAGAACAGCCCCAGAGGAAAGAGUGGAGGAGGGGGAAGACUACCCUAAACUUUUCCCAGUGUUCUGCUUUAUUUAACAGACGAAAGUAUUCUCUUAGCCAUUAGGCAGCCUGACAUUGUAGCUCCAUAUCGUGACCAAGUGAAGCAGCAAUGAUGCAGUAGGGCAACAAAGAGAGCUUUACCACUUUCAGCCAACCUACACAUUCACACUUAGAAAAAGACCUGUCAAAAGGCUUUUUAUGCUCAGGUAUGACCAGGUGUGGGUCUGAAAGGAUAACUGCUAACUAGACAGCAGUAGCAGAGACAGACUUGCCAGCAGACUAUGCACGGAUAGUAAAACACAGAAGUAGUCCUGUGCUUUUGAUUUUAUUACUAAGCAAAAGAAAGCAAGUUAUUCCCAAGAGUGCUUUCUGCGAUAGUCAGUGAUUCUGGAUCAGCUGGAGAUGUGAUGGAGAACCUAAGAAACAUUGGUCUAUUAUUCCAGCGAGAGCGGGGAAUCCUGAAGGUACUGUGGUAAUUAGCACUUCCUCACUGUGCUGGUUUGUUUCCUGUUUCUUUUUCCUGGUUGUUUUAGUACUUCACCAAAAUACGUCUCCUAUUAACUUGGAGGAGCUCUAAUGAAAACAGGACAAACUUGGAAGACACCUACUGUUUUUUAAACCCAAGUAGAUGAAACAAACUGUGUUACUUGGUUCUUUGAAAGGAAGUGUGUUAGCAAUGAACUCUUAUGUCUACCAUUUUUUUUGCAUAUUUUCUGUGGUGGUUCCCAAAAAAAUAACAUGUGGCGCAAGCGAAUCACAAAUAUGCCUGACCUUUGUGUUAAUGUAAAUGGUACUAUUUAUGAAGCCAGAUACUGGAAACGUAAACCCGGUGGUACAUUGUGGUAGUCUGUAGUCUAAUUUAGAGCUAAAAAGAUGUCCAGGACCGUGCAUUUCUGUGUAUGUGUGUGAAGAUACUUUGCACAGAUCACAACAACUCCCAACCCAAAAAGUGCUUUAGAAGAGAAAGGCAGAGUCUGAAGUCUGGAGAAUUACAGAAAGGGGAUGGGGGAGGGAAACUUUAGUUUCAAGAUUGAUUGCUUUAAUACACUAAUACUGGUGGAAGAGGCAGCUGCUUCUAUAUACUGUUAAAAAGAGGGGGAAAUGAUAGUAAGCAUCCCUUCAUUCCUCCUCAGUCACUGUGCUUCAGCCCAAGAGAAAUACUGUUCUGUUAGCAGUCUAGCUGCUCAACUUAAAAGCAGAAGGUCUGUUCUGGGUUUCGAGUCCAAAAGUUCACGGAUGUCCAGAAGUAAACGCAGGUGGUUCCUUACGGAGUAUUCACAGUAAGUGAAAAGAAGGACAUGUGCAGUCCCACUCGUGUUGCACUCACUGUGUGAUUGGGGUGGUUGUUUCCCAGCAUGUAUUUGCACAUAAAUGGGGUGUUUUGGAUGGGUUAAAUUUAUGCUCAGAAGAAAAAUAGUGGUCUCCCCUCUAACUUACGUUUCUCUUAACAGGAUUCAGAUCAUUGACCUCAUCAACAAUAUGCGUAAGACACCUUGUCAUUGACCUUAGCAUCGCUCAUCUAAUUCUUUGCAUAUCAUAAAAAAAUAUGAAGGA
Molecule: messenger RNA, 4067 nt
Organism: Numida meleagris (helmeted guineafowl)
Lineage: Eukaryota; Metazoa; Chordata; Aves; Galliformes; Numididae
Gene: GAS6
Product: growth arrest specific 6
Exons: 16
Coding region: 33-2195 (720 amino acids)
Cellular component (GO): extracellular region
Molecular function (GO): calcium ion binding
Source: RefSeq, a predicted model, not a curated record